AUGGCAAAAGAUGGAGAGGUUGUGAAUGUUACCUAUGUUCCUCACUUUAUUCAAAUAAUGAGAACUUCUUUCAUUCAGGCCAACGAGGAGGAAAACACAAUGACAGACAAUUUCUAUAACUUAUUGCAAAUAUUACAACGUACCUUCAUCAUUUUGAAAUUUUGGGCGAUCAGUAUUCAAGCAACUGCAAAAUUGUAUGAUAUUAUCAUCAAUGAAGGAUAUGGAUUGGAAAAAGGUUUAGAAACCUAUUGCAAGUCUUUGACUUCGGAGCUUGAACACUUGAGACAGCCAGAAAAUCCAGCCUCCGUUAUUAGUUAUUUGACAUUGAAAUGUGAAACUCUACUUUUAAAAUAUAUUCUUAUUCUGGACAACUUGAAACAUAAAUUAAGAAAGGAAGGAAUGAGAUCGUGUAUGAUUGCUGAGAAUUAUUUACAAAGUAUUACCCAUGAACCCAUAGAAGACAACCUUUCAGAAUCAGAUGUAUAUGUUAUUUCUCCAAAGCAUCUCGAUCAAGAAAAAAGAGAAAAAUAUACGGGACUCGAUGCGAGUAACCAAAAUAUAUUACCUCUCAAAUGCUUAAACAAUCUACUAUUAGAGUUGCAUGAUUCUGAGAGAAAUUACUUUUCUGCUGAAGAUGCAAAUGUCACUUUGUACAUGGAAGAGUUGUUGACUGAAGAAAAAGUUUAUCCUAACAGCAUGCCUGAGCAAGCUGUCAAGAUGCAAUUUGAUUUCUUGAAGACAUCUGUGUUGAUGUACAAGCUGAGGGACUAUUUUUUAGACCUUAGCUGCAAUGGAUCAAAAUUAAUGUUGCAAGAUGAGGCAAAAAUGGAAGACUUGUACAAUCACAUUAUUUUCAAAAAAGCCAAAAGAAUUUAUGAGAAACAGCUGAAAGGACUCAUUUCAACCUUAGAGCAAAAAUCAACAAAUGACAUCUAUGAUAUGGCUAUUCAACAAAAGGCAAAGAAGAAAAAAAGAAAAAAGAUCUUAGAGACAAGCAAGUAUAUGAAAGAAACAUAUGCAAUUCUCAAGAAAGAGCUUCAUGAAAUGGAACAGCCACCAUUGCAUACUGAGAAAGAUUCAUUCGAAGAUUCGAAAGUACAGAUAUUUCAUUCAUUUUUGAAUAGGAUUUUGACAAAUGCUGGAAAAACUAGCUCCAAGAAUGGAGAAGCUCAAAUAACGAUCAAUGAAAAGGACCUAGAGAAAGCGUUGGAGGAAGUUGGACAGAAAAUUCAAGAGUGGAAGACUGAGUACAUUAGAUUUUUAGAGUAUAAAUCAUAUGAGGUGAUUGACCACUUGAAACGAAGUCUAUUCACAUCAGAGCAAAAAGUCAAAUUUUUACUCUACAAGAGAGAUGUAGACAGAAAAUCAUUGAAGCGCAGAAUUGACGCGGAAGUGGAUGACAAAAAUUAUGAUUUGGUGUUUCUCGUGAAUAAUAUACUGUGGAAAAAUAAGGAACUCGAACAUCAGCUAAAGGAGGUAAAAUCGCAAGUUCGAAAUGAAUUAAUUCAUGAAUAUGAGGACCUUGUUAGAAACUUGUACAAGGAGCUCGUUUCAACAAAUGGCAAAGUUGCAAAAUUCAAAAAAGAUUUUCUUCAAAAUCUUGAUCAACGGUUUUAUGAAGUACGUGAGAACACAUUUUUCGAAAUUGCCACGCAGAAAGAUAUUGGAGAUGCCUCAUUCAAAAAGAAGGCGCUCGAAGUAGCCAUGGAAGAUAGCGAAUUGAACAAGUUGAGACGAGAGAAUGAAGAUCUUAAAGUACAGCAUACACAGUUGCAGUCUCUCUACAAAAUUCGACUCAUCACUCUUCAAUCAAAAUAUGAAAAGUUAAUAUUGGAGGCAGAGAAAAAGAGGGAUGAAGCUCUCAAGGAUUUCUAUGCCAGUAAAUAUGAAGUUGGGCUCAGAGAAAAUCAAUUGAGACAAGAAUUAUUGAAAACACAACAACAGCUCAGUAACGCAGAGAUGGAAGUUGAGCAAUUACGAAAAGAUCUUCAACUUCAAAUCAAGAACAAACAAAAAUUAGUGAAUUGGAAAGUUAAAAAUGCACAAUUACUGGAAGAGUUAGAGGAGAAGGUUGAAAAGUAUGAAAGAUGGAGUCACACCAAUGUGGAUAAACUUUUACUCGAGCUUGAAGAAAAGAAGAGAGAAGCAGGACAUUAUGAAAAGUUGAAGGAGCGUAUGAAAGAAAAAACCAAUGCCAUCGAUUUCAAGAAUCAAAAGACCAUUGAAACUCUGAAAAAGAAAUUAGCAAAAGAACAAGCCAUGAAAUCCAAACUCAUGGAACAGCUCGAAAGCAUGAAAGAAAAUUAUGAAGAAUCCUCCUGGCAAGCGAAAUAUUGGCAACUCAUGAAUGAAUUGCAACAAGUUCAAAAAGAAAACGCCUCUCUCAAAAUCAUGCUCGAAACAAAGACCUCUUUCACUGAGCCGAAUGUGGAUUCUGAACUUGAAAAUCCACCCAUCGUCAAUUUGGACGGUAACAAUGCUGUGGUUCAUACCACUCCCUCACCUCCAAGCUCUGGAAGAAAGACGGCCUCUCCCUCCACUCUAUUGAGGCCAAUAUCUGAGGGAGACACUCCUGCUGCCAUGUUUCUCAUUGAGAAUGCACCAAAGAAGAGGCCUUCCACAGGAGCCGUUCGAGCUAGAGCUGCAAAUAAUAACAACAAUGCGCAGAACCAAACAUCCACCAUCAUUCAACAACAACUUCAACAAUUCAAGAAAGUCAUGACUCAAUCCAAUGCGAGCAGUAUUACCAAUCAAUCCACUCCGAGCGCACGACCUCUCACAGUGCUUCCUACGUAUGGAAAGGGUAUGUUUGGAGGAAUGCCAUUGCAGCAAAAACGAAGAGCCAUGUCUGCAGGAACCAAAACUCGAAAGCAUCAGUCCCAACCUUCAACCACCACCACCACCACAGCCUACACCUCACCUACGACGAACAUGGUCUCUGAAUAA
Messenger RNA from Naegleria fowleri, 2946 nucleotides. RefSeq lists its product as uncharacterized. The coding region runs from base 1 to 2946 and encodes 981 amino acids. The record is from RefSeq and is a predicted model, not a curated record. The transcript has 2 exons. NCBI's taxonomy places the organism in Eukaryota, Heterolobosea, Eutetramitea, Acrasida, Naegleriidae.